AUGAAUGGUAACCCUAUUAUCAUCGAGAGUGACUUGAAGGGUAGAUUUUCUUCGUCUUCGAAAAUGGGAGUAAAGCCUGGAUUACAUUCCUCCUCAUCUAGGGAACAUAUUGGUCGCUUUGUCAAAACAUAUUGGGAAGUGACUGGUUAUGACCUUAGUGAUGUUGAAAUUGCUUAUCAUAUGGAGUUCCAGGAGCAACAUGGUGUCGUAUCCUGGGCCAGUCUCGAUGACUAUCGUAGAGCUGACAUAUUGGCCUAUAAGGGUCUUCUAUUAAUAGAGUUGGCCCAUGCUAAUAUAUACCAUUGGGUGGCCACCGAAAUAGUUGAGACUCCUUCUAUUUUGAAUAUUGUCGAUGUUGUAACUAAAGUCAUCAUCACGAUUAGAAAUCCCCUAGAUUGGGAGAUUCUUCCAAUAGCUCCAGAUGAGAAGAUAUACAACUCUUUAUAG
Molecule: messenger RNA, 447 nt
Organism: Vicia faba (fava bean)
Lineage: Eukaryota; Viridiplantae; Streptophyta; Magnoliopsida; Fabales; Fabaceae
Source: the annotation of a GenBank genome assembly